ACCACUUGGCAGCCUUGGGCUCCAUUGCCAGUCGCAGUUUGAGAGCGAUAUGCUGGUGUUAAGGAGACUGCUCGAUUCAGGAUUCUGCUGGAGGGCCCGGUCUGUCGGGCUUGGUACCUGGGCAAGCGCUUCCUGCGCCAGACCUUAGGUUUACUAGAGCAGAUAACCCCAGGUCCACCUCCUAUCGACAUGAGGCAGACAGAGAGAUACCCCCCACAUGAGAUGGCUGAUUACACAAUCGGAUGGGAGGCGGAGGGCUUUAGAGGCGAGGGCGACUAUGCAGAGUAUGUCCAGACCUACAUCAUGUGGCCUUUGAGCAGUGGUCGCCGAGCUGAGAGGAAGAGGCCUGCGACGCCAGCGGCUAGAGCGGGAGCAGGGGCAGGAGUACUUAGGAUGGCUCGGGUCCGUGGUAGGAGUGGGCCUCGGAGAGGGCGGGGAGUUGGAUGGCCGGCGUUGCCAACGAUGAUGACAUACAGAGGGCAGAGUGGGGAGAUUUAUCAGAUCCCGAUCGCUCCCCCUCUGGCUGAUCACGAGCUAGUCGGUUUCUACGACUUGCCUCCGGCUUCCUCUGAGUACACUUGCCAGUCCCUGGAGUUAAAUGCCUCCAUGAUAGGGAUGCUCCAGCGGAGCUUAGACCUGCUGGCCCUUUAUAGUAUCCCGUUGUGGGUGUAUGCCUACUUCUCGAGGCUUGCCCCAGUGCCGGACGAGGAGACCCCCCUCGACGUUCCAUUCUCCCGCCGCUUUGACGUGAGAUCCCGGGAGUCAUUCAUAUUCUUCUGCCGCUAUUUCGACACCAUCACCGCUGCAGAGCCUUGGGCUCCAUUGCCGGCCGCAGUUCGGGAGCGGUAUGCUAGUGCUGAGGAGAUUGCCCGAUUCAAGAUUCUGCUGGAGGGCCCGGUCUGUCGGGCUUGGUACCUGGGCGAGUGCUUCCUGCGCCAGACCUUAGGUUUACUAGAGCCGAUAGCCCCGGGUCCACCUCCUAUCAACAUGAGGUAGACAGAGAGAUACCCCCCACAUGAGAUGGCCGGUUACACGAUUGGAUGGGAGGCGGAGGGCUUUAGAGGCGAGGGAGACUAUGCAGAGUACGUCCAGGCCUACAUCAUGCGGCCUCUGAGCAGUGGUCGCCGAGCUGAGAGAGAGAGGCCUGCGACGCCAGCGGCUGGAGCGGGAGCGGAAGCGGAAGCGGGAGCAAGGGCAGGAGUACCUAGGAUGGCUCGGGCCCAUGGUAGGAGUGGGCCUCGGAGAGGACGGGGAGUUGGAUGGCCGGCGUUGCCCACGAUGAUGGCAUACAGAGGGCAGAGUGGGGAGAUUUAUCAGAUCCCAAUCGCUCCCCCUCCGGCUGAUCACGAGCUAGUCGAUUUUUACGACUUGCCUCCGGCUUCCUCUGAGUACACUCGCCAGUCCCUGGAGUUGAAUGCCUCCAUGAUAGGGAUGCUCCAGCGGAGCUUAGACCUGCUGGCCCUUUAUAGUAUCCCGCCUCCAUUCCAGAUCCUUACUACAGGAGGUGCUCCAGCUGGGCCUUAUGUUCCUGCUUGAGGAGGAGGGCGAGGUGGCAUAGUAUUCCCCCGCCCCAAAAUGGGGCGCACUCAUGUUGGGAGUAGCUCUCGAGCACCGAUCCCAAAUGAUGACGAGUCCGAGGCAGAGACGGAGGCGGAGGCAUCUGAGGAGGAGACCGGAGAUGACUCGAACUCGGGCUCAGACUAUGGAGCUGGCGAUGACGCUCCUGGACCUUUGUCCAGGAAGAGGACGAGGACAGGCUCUCAGGCCUGAGAUGUUCAAUGCUGAUCCAGAUUUUUGCUGCUUUUCUUCUUUUUGUUUUACUUUUUCUCUUUGCUAGUAGCUUGAGUACCUUGUACUGUCGCGGGCAGGUUUUGUUUUCUUCGAAACUUUGUAC
This is a messenger RNA of Camellia sinensis, 1894 nucleotides long. NCBI's taxonomy places the organism in Eukaryota, Viridiplantae, Streptophyta, Magnoliopsida, Ericales, Theaceae. The record is from RefSeq and is a predicted model, not a curated record.